This is a messenger RNA of Drosophila kikkawai, 2432 nucleotides long. RefSeq names its product Serine/threonine-protein kinase polo (gene polo). Gene Ontology annotation, cellular component: cytoplasm; nucleus; spindle pole. Gene Ontology annotation, biological process: mitotic spindle organization; protein phosphorylation. The record is from RefSeq and is a predicted model, not a curated record. Gene Ontology annotation, molecular function: ATP binding; protein binding; protein serine/threonine kinase activity. Lineage: Eukaryota; Metazoa; Arthropoda; Insecta; Diptera; Drosophilidae.
AUCCGUAAUAUUUUCAUUAAUUCAAACAAAUAACCGCAAAAUUUCGCCAAGUAGCGCGCUUUCCAACACCGAACGAUAGCACAUUAUACCGGCCAAACGGUCACACCGAUUCAGCUGACGCUUCUUGCAGAUCAUUUUUUUUGGCAUUUAAAAAAUCGAACGGUUUCGGCGCGUUGUCCGCUUUGCGCCUGUUUUCUGUGUUUCGUGCAUUUUGAGUGGCGUCAAAGAUCAUUAGUGGACUCGGUCGUUAAUUGUGAGGAUCUAUUAAUUACUGCCGUUUAAGUGUUCUUUUGGGGCGAUCGCGGUUAACCAGGCUGCGAGAAAGCAAUUUUUUCCCAACUUCAGGCAAAACGCCAGUGCAAAAGGGAGCCCCAGGAAGCAGAGCAAAAUGGCCGCAAAGCCCGAUGAUAAGAGCUCGGAUAUUCCGGAUCGCCUGUUUGACUCCAACCAGCGAAAGACCUACAAGCGCCUGCGGUUCUUCGGCAAGGGCGGCUUUGCAAAAUGCUACGAAAUCAUCGAUGUGGCUACCGACGAAACAUUCGCCGGCAAGAUCGUCUCGAAGAAGCUAAUGAUCAAGCACAAUCAGAAGGAGAAGACCAUCCAGGAGAUCACCAUUCACCGCAGCCUCAACCAUCCGAACGUUGUCAUGUUCCACAGCUACUUUGAGGAUACGCAGAAUAUCUACAUUGUGCUGGAGCUGUGCAAGAAGCGAUCCAUGAUGGAGCUACACAAGCGCCGGAAAAGCAUCACGGAGUUCGAGUGCCGCUACUACAUCUAUCAGAUUAUCCAGGGCGUCAAGUAUCUGCACGACAAUCGCAUCAUUCAUCGCGAUCUGAAGCUGGGCAACCUCUUCCUCGAUGAUUUGCUGCACGUCAAGAUCGGUGACUUUGGUCUGGCCACGCGCAUCGAGUACGAGGGCGAGCGGAAGAAGACACUGUGCGGCACGCCCAACUACAUUGCCCCAGAGAUACUCACCAAGAAGGGCCACUCCUUCGAGGUGGACAUCUGGUCAAUUGGCUGCGUCAUGUACACGCUGCUGGUCGGCCAGCCGCCGUUCGAAACAAAGACGCUGAAGGAUACCUACUCGAAGAUCAAGAAGUGCGAGUACCGCGUUCCCAGCUACCUGAGGAAGCCGGCGGCAGACAUGGUGAUUGCUAUGCUUCAGCCGAAUCCGGAGAGCAGGCCUGCCAUUGGCCAUUUACUCAACUUUGAGUUCCUCAAGGGCUCCAAGGUACCGAUGUUCUUGCCCAGCUCGUGCCUGACGAUGGCGCCCCGAAUCGGUAGCAACGAUACCAUUGAGGAUGCGGUGCACCGCAAGCCGCUGAUGGAGAUGAACGGAAUGAGGCCGGAUGACACACGCAUGGAGUCGACCUUCCUCAAGGCCCAUCUCCACGACGCCAUCACCGCCUCGGCGCAGGUGUGUCGCCAUAGCGAGGACUAUCGCAGCGACAUCGAGAGCCUGUACCAGCAGCUCACCAAUCUCAUCAACGGCAAGCCGCGCAUCCUGCAAGGCAAUCUGGGCGAUGAGAACACUGAUCCGGCGGCACAGCCGCUCUUCUGGAUCUCAAAAUGGGUGGAUUAUAGCGACAAAUAUGGCUUCGGCUACCAGCUGUGCGACGAGGGCAUCGGCGUGAUGUUCAACGACACCACAAAGCUGAUCCUCUUGCCCAACCAGAUCAACGUGCACUUCAUCGACAAGGAUGGCCAGGAGAGUUAUAUGACCACCACCGACUAUUGCAAGACGCUCGACAAGAAGAUGAAGCUGCUGUCGUACUUCAAGCGCUACAUGAUCGAGCACUUGGUCAAGGCCGGCGCCAACAAUGUGAACAUCGAGAGUGAUCAGAUCUCGCGUAUGCCGCAUCUGCACUCCUGGUUCCGCACCACAUGCGCCGUGGUCAUGCAUCUGACCAAUGGAUCCGUGCAGCUCAACUUCUCGGAUCACAUGAAGCUCAUCCUCUGCCCACGCAUGAGUGCCAUUACCUAUAUGGAUCACGAGAAGAACUUCCGCACCUACCGAUUCUCGACCAUAGUGGAGAACGGAGUGUCCAAGGACUUGUACCAGAAGAUCCGCUACGCCCAGGAGAAACUUAGGAAAAUGCUGGAGAAGAUGUUCAUCUAGAAGGACCCAUCAUCAAGCUAAACUUUCCCACGAACUAAACACGAAACACUCCCCAAAAGCGCACACACGUUUUAAAAAUUUUAUAAUUUCUGUUCAAAGUUAUUUGAUUGUUCUAUGUUUUCUGUUUAGAGUUUAUUUGUUUUCCCCUCAGUUCAGUACGUGGUUGUAGUUCAUCUAUAUACAUAAUAUACAUAAAUGUUUAAUGGUCCUCACACCCGAUCACUUAAUAAAUCUACAAAUAAACGCAUUCAUACAACUAUGUUAAGCAAUGGUGAUCCAAGCACCGAACCAUUAACAUUACGAUCAAAAUUUA